UUAGGGUUUUGGUGAUAGAUCAUAGAUCUACAGUAUGGCCUUCGCUAAUCGACUCCGAUCUACCCUCCCUCUCCAAGUCCUCGUCAGCAAGGUUCUCAGAUCGGAACCGCUCUCCGCCGCUGCACAGCGGGCUGUCGUUUCCCCUACUUUGUCCCAAAACAAUAACAAAUCCGAUGAGUUGUCCAGGAACUUCAAUUCUAUUUCCUCUGAGAAUAACAAGGAUAAGAAGGUGAAGUUGCCUCUGGUUUUGUUUGGAGGUUAUGGGAAAUAUGCCUCUGCUUUGUACAUUGCUGCAACAAAAACCAAUUCAUUGGACAAAGUCGAGUCUGAGAUUCUCGAUUUUGUUCAUUCUAUCAAGAACACCCCAGAGCUUUCUCAGUUCACCAAGGAUCCGUCAGUGCCUGCUCAUUCUAGAGUGAAGGCGAUGGAGGCGAUUUCUGCUCAGGCUGAACAUUCAGAUAUUACAACGAACUUUUUGGCUGUGUUGGCUGAACAUGGAGGAUUAAAUCACGUUGAAGGCAUCGCCAAGAAAUUUGUGGAGUUGACUAUGGCACAUAAGGGAAUAGUGGAAGUUAAUGUGACUUCCGUGAUUCCCCUCCCAGCUGACGAAGAGAAAGAAUUGAAGGAGACGAUGCAGGAGAUACUUGGACAAGGGAAGACAGUGAAGCUCCAACAGAAAAUCAAUCCGGGGAUCCUAGGAGGGCUUGUGGUAGAGUUCCAGCAGAAGAUGGUGGACAUGUCCAUCAGGACUAGGGCACGCCAGAUGGAGAGGUACUUGCGGGAUCCCAGACACUGGGGCGACCUCCUCGUCUAAAUGGUGCGUAUCAGUUAUUGUCGCAGCCUAGCUAUGAAGGG
Argentina anserina (silverweed cinquefoil) is the source of this 855-nucleotide messenger RNA. RefSeq names its product ATP synthase subunit O, mitochondrial-like. Gene Ontology annotation, molecular function: proton-transporting ATP synthase activity, rotational mechanism. NCBI's taxonomy places the organism in Eukaryota, Viridiplantae, Streptophyta, Magnoliopsida, Rosales, Rosaceae. The record is from RefSeq and is a predicted model, not a curated record. Gene Ontology annotation, biological process: proton motive force-driven mitochondrial ATP synthesis. Bases 35 to 814 code for a protein of 259 amino acids. The transcript has 3 exons.